Durotheca rogersii is the source of this 3662-nucleotide messenger RNA. Its product is annotated as RNI-like protein. The record is from RefSeq and is a predicted model, not a curated record. The transcript has a single exon. Bases 442 to 3399 code for a protein of 985 amino acids. Gene Ontology annotation, molecular function: protein binding; protein-containing complex binding. NCBI's taxonomy places the organism in Eukaryota, Fungi, Ascomycota, Sordariomycetes, Xylariales, Xylariaceae.
GGUGUGGUUCUAGCAUCCCUGGCACUCAACCUUCCAGAACACGGUUCCGAAAAAAAAAAGAAAAAGAAAACAUACCUACCGACCUACUUCUUCUCUCGAUCCCGACCUUCCGCUCGGGUUGAAACCAGGAUCGUCACGUUCCACAUAGUAGACUGAAGCCGGCCGGUACCUAGAAACCCCAAUAUCUCCCUCCCCAUCUCUGGCGCUCUCUGCCCAGCGUGGGGAACCCGCGAUUUUCAGCAGGCUAUAGCAUGACCCGUUCCUCGCCUAAAGUGCCGCGCGAAGCCUUCCCCUCCUCAAUUUAAGAGAUCUCAACCCGAUAUCCGUUGCCAGGCGGGGUUUCGAGGGCAGAUACCGUCUCUCCCAGCCUGCGGUUGGGCGCCACCGGGCAAAUUAGCAUAGUAGGCUUGGCCGCCACAAGGGGGAGACUCGCAAGCAACCAUGAGGCGGAAUAGAGUCCCGCACCCUCCGCCCUCACCCUACAGGGCUCUGGCUCAUCAUCCGGCUAAUGGCCAGCCCGCCGACUCCGUGUCCCUGAUCAGGUCCUUCAACAGCGAGACGAACCCGACCCGGCCGAUACGCCCCUCCCCGCUCGCAGUCUCGCCUAUACCUGACAUGCCGCUGGACCUGCUCGACCGCAUAAGAAACUUCCCGCUCUUCAUGUCCGCCCCCGAGGAAUUUCUCGUAGCCAUCGGCAAGCAUCUCAGGCCCCAGGUCCACUCGAUACACGACCAUAUCCUGACCGAGGGCGACGUAGCGAAGGCGAUGUACUGGCUGGUUCGCGGGGUGGUUGGGGUGACUUCGAGGGAUGGCGAGGCUGUGUACGCCGAGCUUAAGCCAGGCGCCUUCUUCGGCGAGAUCGGCGUGCUGAUGGACAUGCCUCGGACCGCCACCAUCGUCGCGCGCACAAAAUGCCUCCUCCUCGUGCUCAAGAAGGAGGACCUCUCCCUCGAGCUACCCAAGUUCCCUGACAUGGAGAAGGCCAUCCGGGAGGAGGCACACGAACGCCUGGCCAUCCUCAACAAGAAGCGGAAGGAGAGCGGGUACAGUCUCAAGGUGGCUAAGGGAUCGGUGACGGCUCGGGCCGGCAAGGUCUCCACCGGCGAGAUCGGUGCCAUCAACCAGGGCACCGUAGUCAAUACGAAAAAGAGGAAGUCUCCGAGCCCGGGUGCCAUCGAAGACCUGACCGCUGGCAGCGCGCUGGGAAGCGGCCUCGUAAACGUGCGGCAGACGCUUAAAGAGCUCCCCCUGUUUUCGACGCUCCCUCCCGACAUCCUCCAUUUUCUGGGGAUGAGCGCGCAGUCUAAGACCUACUCGCCCUUCACCGACAUCAUCCGCCAAGGGACGCUGGGGAAUGAGAUCUUCUUCGUCGUGCGGGGCGAGGCGGAGGUGAUUCACGAUCCGCCCCAGGGACAGCAGGAGAAGAGGAUAACCCGGUCAUCCCUGAUUACACCGCGUCUGAGACAAGGCCAAUAUUUUGGAGAAGUUGCUAGUCUGGGCCUGUCGCUGCGCCGAACCGCGACCGUUAGAUCCAUCACAGCCGUCGAAUGUCUGAUGAUCAGCGGGGAAGCCCUGAGCGAGCUGUGGAAGCGGUGCCCGCCUGAUAUCAAAAAGCAAGUCGAAGACACGGCGAGAACCCGGAUCAGAUCGUCAGACGGCGACGUAGAGAUGACGGACGCGGAGCCGAUGGGAAAUGAUAUCGCAUCGUCACCCGCAUCCCUGGGACCUACGCCACAGGUCAUGUUUACUAAACCAGCCUCCCCAGUCAAGGACGAGUCCGAUCAGAUGGAACCGAAGGAUCCGGACCCGUACCUCAGCGUCGACAUGGAGAAUCUCAGGAACCGUCGUCGAGGGUCUCUCGCCCCGCCAACGCCCACCAGCGAAUCACCUACCUCGCCGACGUCCAACGGUCUCCGCAUGCACAAACUCGACACCUCGUCGCCGGUCAGGCUCCCGCCGCCCUACACCCGCUCGCCAGACUCGGAGGUGCCCGCGAAGAAGGCCAAGAUCCAGUCUAAGCGGCCGCUGCCCGAUCAGAAACCCGUGCUCCCCGACGACAUCCUCGAGACUAUUUUCCAGUUCCUCGACCUGGCGGAGCUCCUGCGCCUGCGGCAGCUCUCGACGCACGUGCGGAGGCUGCUGGCGACGUCGCCGAAGUUGUGCGCGCACGUAGACCUAACGCCGCACAACCGGCGGGUGACAGACGAGGCGCUCAUCAACGUGAUCGCGCCGUUCGUCGGCCCGCGGCCGCUCGUCGUCGACCUCAGCAACUGCUUCCACAUCACGGACGAAGGUUUCUCGGCGUUGUGGCGCGUCUGCGGCCGCAAUGUCCGCGUCUGGCGCAUGAAGUCGGUCUGGGACGUCUCCGCCAACCAGAUCCUCGAGAUGAGCGAGAAUGCCAAAGGCCUCGAGGAGGUCGACUGGAGCAACUGCCGCAAGGUCGGCGACAACCUGCUCGCUCGCGUCGUCGGCUGGGUCAUCCCCGAGCCCCUACCCCCGCAGCCCGUCGCGGCGAGUGCCGCUACCGCUACCGCCAUGGCGAAGCAGACCGUUGCGGCGUCGAAUUCGACCGAUGCUAACAGUGCUAGUGCCAAUAACAACGCGAAGGCCAACGCCAAUGGUGGCUCCCCGCGCGCCCGGACACAGCAGAGGCCACAGGCACCCCCCGUGGUCAUCCCGCCGCCGGGCACGGUGAUCGGGUGCCCGAAGCUGAAGCGGUUGGACCUGUCGUACUGCAAGCACAUCACGGACCGGUCGAUGGCGCACAUGGCGAUGCACGCGUCGGGGCGGCUGCAGUCGCUGACGCUGACGCGGUGCACGUCGAUUACCGACACUGGGUUCCAGUCAUGGGCGCAGUUUCGCUUUACGCAGCUGUCGCGGCUGUGCCUCGCCGACUGCACAUACCUUUCGGAUAACGCGGUCGUCGCACUCGUCCACGCGGCUAAGGCCCUGACGCACCUCGACCUCUCCUUCUGCUGUGCGCUGUCUGACACGGCGACGCAGGUUGUCGCGCUUGGCCUCCCACAGCUGCGCGAGCUGCGCAUGGCCUUCUGCGGUAGCGCCGUCAGCGACAGCAGCCUAGCCUGCGUAGCCCUCCACCUCAACGACCUCGAGCGCCUCAGCGUCCGCGGCUGCGUCCGCGUCACGGCCCAUGGUAUCGAUAGCGUUCUCGACGGCUGCGGCCGCCUCGCCUGGGCCGACAUCAGCCAGUGCCGCAACCUCGAGCCCUGGAUCAAGGCCGGUGGCGUUACGCGCUGGGGGUAUGAUGAGAAGGCAACGCCCCAGCUACAGCAGGACACGAUUUCUUCCCCAAAGGGCGGCGUAUCGCGGAGUCGGCGCGGUACCACGAGGCCACGAGUCGCGUUCGUAGUCGAGAAGGGCCCCGGGGGACUCCGUUAAGGACCAGGAGGUCGCCGCGUCUACCACCUGUCAGCCAGCGUGCAUAUCAUAGUUUUGGCCUUUAGUCUUUCUUGGCUACUUGCGUGGGCAUCUACGAUGCUCUACGGUUUAUGCCUACUCCCGUGCACCUUUACGGUCCGUGUCAACUUUGAAUGCGCCUUGGGUAAGAGGAAGAAGGAAGGGGGAGAGUGGGGAAUUUUCUGCGCCUCUCACUCUGAUACAGGCACACUCGUACAAACAUAGCACCGGGACGGACGGCGAUC